GCUCUCUGGGUAGUUGUGCAUGUCGGAACUUCACUUUAAAAUUCUUGUCCCUAAUGUUGCUGCUGGGGCGAUCAUUGGAAAAAAAGGAGAAGCUAUCGAAACAAUCAAACGUCAAACUGGAGCAAGGCUCAAAAUGUCUCGAGCAGAUGACUUUUAUCCGGGUAAUUCAACUCGUUUUGUAGUUUAUUUGUUAAGGAACCACUGAGAGAGUGUGUCUCAUUGUUGGCACACUUGAAGCAUGCAUACAGUUACACGAUUAUGUAAUGGCCAAAAUAAGCAAACGACCUCAGAAUAUAGCUAUAAUAACUCCAACGGGAGUUAAUUGCAUGGAACGUCAUAAGCAGGCAAGUUGUCGCUCUAAAUAAUUAGCUUUUGUUACUGAAGGUUAAAAUUUUAGUCCCUGACAGUACGGCUGGCAUUAUCAUUGGAAAGUUUGGGAACUUUAUUGAAAGAAUCAAGGAAGAAAGCAAUGCUUUCGUUCAAGUUUCUCAAAGGCCUAAAGAUAUUAGAUUGUUUGAACGCUGCAUUGUAAUAACAGGCGAGUUAAAAGAAAGGCGAAAAGCAGUAGAAAUGAUACUGUAUAAAAUCCUUGAGAAUCCUGAUUCAGCUUGUUAUUCAAAUUGCUCUUAUUCUCAAGUUAGGGAACCAGUGGCUAGUGCAUUUUCAAUAGGUUCCCCAUUUGCAAUUACGUACCGCCCUCCAGUAGAUAUGAAUUACUCAAUUAUAGAUUCGGAGUGCAAGUCAAAAAUUUCAGCCUCAAGUCUUCCUGAUGCAAGUCUGUCAGCUGUAACUUUUGAACACGAGUCUACUACCAAUCAAAUCGAUCCCCUUCUCUGUAAUCAAUCUUUAUCAAUAUCACCUGCAAAUGCUAAUCUUGAUUCAAUAAUUCCUGUUAUUCAUUGGAUCGAUCAAAGUUUUGUAUAUAGAAGCACUAAUGCAGUUGUCAGUUUAACUUCAUGUGACACUGUGUCUCAGCCGUUGGUGGCCCAAUCAAAUCUAACUGAUCAGCCGGAACCUGUUCAUUCUGACUUGGGUUUAAACCAAGUCUUUUAUCUCGGACAUCCUUCUGCCUGCUGUCCAAGUUUUAUGCCACAAACGUACGGUAUUCAGAACUAUAUCCCACAAUCAUUGAUGAAAGUAAAUGAAAAGAUCGCUGUAGCGCCAACAUUAGCACCUAUAACCCAAACCGCUGUUGAAAUCAAUACACUGAGUGAUCCUUAUUACUUUAUAUCAGGUGGUCAACAGGGUGAUAGUUACCUAACAACUUUAGGAAACAAAGUUGAAUGUAGUGCACCUUUCGAAAAUCCAAGAGAUAAUAACCACUCACAUUCUCGUUAUUUUAGUGGAGAGUCGGUUGAUUCAGCUUUCACAGAAAGUGUACUCAGUGUCAAGCUCCAAUCAUCUACGGAGGAUUUUAUGAGUGACCUAUUUCUGCAGAAACCGUGUUACCAUCAAAACAAGCAGACAUAUCAAGUUCAGACGAUGGUAUCGCCUAAUUCAGCGUAUUCAGUUUGUUCAAGUACUGAAAGCUAUAAAAAUUCUUCUCCUCCCAAUCAACAAUUACUUGUUAAUUCUCAAAGAUCAAAUCUCCAGAAUUCCCUCGUCAAUAAUGAAUCAAACGAUAAUUUUGAUCAAUCAUUGUCAAAUCAACUCCAAACAUCUGAAUUUGCCUGCUUACCAACUGAGUCUUAUGGAUCUACUGUUGGAGGUGUUCUACUAGUCGGCACGGUACAACAGUUACAUAAUACACUUAAUUUCUUAGAAUGGCAAGCCAAACAACAACAUUUGUUGUAUAGUUCCACAUCAGGAAUUAUUACAUCUACUGAUGAUCAAGUAAGAAAUGUAUCCAGUCUUCCUCCAACCACAAUAACAGCAUAUAAUGGGAAUCCAAUGAAUUUCUGUCACACAACAUCAUUUAGUCCUGAUGUGUCUUUGAAGUUGGACACAAUCCAACCAUGGUCAAUACCCAGACAUCUGGCGCCGUUAAGUUUAAAUGUACCGAUAAAUAAUCGGUGUUAAUAAAUAUAAAGCAUUUAUCUAUUAAUUGUUUAAUCAUGAAAUUUCUAUUAUUUUGAUGCAAAGAUUUACUUUAUUCAUAUUUACACUACUCUCUCAUUCAACUCUACUUUUUUAUUCACUAUUGAGUUUUAAAUAACUUACGAUUAUUUAGUAAUUUAUUGAUAGUUGUGUCUUUUUUCACAUAUACACUAUUUUUUAUUUUGGUUUAAUUUUGUUACCUUUUUUUCUCUUUUGGUACUUAUAUGGUUACCCGGUGUUGUCGAACGUUACAGCAAAAUGUAUUUUCAAUAUAUGUUUAUAUAUACACGUCCCUCUCGGUAAUGCGUCACAGGAAUAGAUCACACUUUACACUUUUACGUUAAGAAUAUUAUUGUUCUUACCAUUAUUAUUAUUAUUAUUAUUAUUAUUAUUAUUAUUAUCAUUAUUAUUAUUAUAGUUGCUACAGCAUUUAUUUUCAACUUGUUGGUUAUAGUUUCUAUUCUGAAAAAUAACAUUUUCUCUAGCUAGUGCGUUUCUUAUGGGUCAAUCUAUACAUAAGUUUGUUGUUUAACAAGAAAUCGUGACCUAAAACACCCUUAAUUAUUAUGUUACCUCUGCCUCUCCCCUAUUCAAUCCAUAAAGAAUUGACAUUGUCAGUUUCUUCAUGCCUUAUCGAAUACCAUUAUUAUUAUUAUUAUUAUUAUUAUUAUUAUUAUUAUUAUUAUUAUUAUUAUCUCAUUAUACUUUAUAAUUUUUCUUAUAUGAAAUACUACCUGAAAUUUUCUAUUAAUUUGUAAUCAAUUUGGGUCUUCUUUUAAUCAACAUUUAUUACUGGUUAAUGAAUCCUCUUUUCCGAAAUCAUUAUUUUGAUAUUUUGUUUUCUUUACUGAUGUUAUUGUUAACCAAUUAACUAAUCACCUAAUCGAUUAUUGAUCUAGUUAACGUUUUUUUACUGAAAUCAAUUUUUUCCGAACAUUAACUUAAUAUAUGCAUUUUCAUCUAUACUUUAUCAUUUAUUAUAUUCUGAGAAAUAUGGUUGGUUUUGUAUUUACUAAUUGUUUGGUUUUCUGAUAUGUAUAUUUUGUCAUGUUAUAUUGUUAUUGGACAUUGUAAGAUAAGAAAUGCAGCACAAAUACAAGCGAUGGAUGAAGUUAAUUAUAUAUAUAUAUAUAUAUAUAUAUAUAUAUAUAUAUAUAUAUAUAUAUAUACUGUUUACCUCAAUCUCUUAAUUCUAUGCGUUUUUCCUGUAGUACUGGUAUAGCAUACAAAUUUUAUUUUGAAGAUUGUUUUUAUUUAUUUUAAUGUAUGUGAAUAAAUUAUAUCUCAAGUAAAUAAAAUGAAAUAUGUUUAUAUAUAUGCUUUCAAGCAUGUUUUCUUUCUUUGUGUACUUGUUGUUUGUACUUGAUAUUAAUUCAUUCAUCUUUGUCUUUCGUAACUAGUUAUAUUUCAUAAAUUACAGACUUGAUAAUAGAAAUUUGUACUCAUACUUAAUGUGAGUACCAGUAAAAAGGAUAAAUUAACACUUUAUUAUAAGUAUAAAGUACUAAAAAUUCGACUAAGUAAAUGUAUCAUUACCCACGUAUUUGUAUUUUUUUUCAAGCGUUUAGCUGUAAAAUGGAUUAGUAAUGACCAUUUCCAUACUAACAGUCGUGAGAACUUAACAAACCUUCGUAAAUUCGAAAUAUAACUAACGAAUUUUGGUGAAUUAUUCUAAUCAUCAUAUCCUUUUCACUUAUCACUUAUUGUUUGGUGUGAGGAAGAAAGUUAUUUACUGACUAUGAACGUAAUUGGAUGAUAUGCAGCUAUAGUGCUGUUAAAAUACUCAUUCGGUUAUCAAAAAACGGGUUUACGUUUGACCGUUUAUUUCCAUCGAAACCUUACAUAGAAUAAAUAAAUAGUCAUAGUUGAUAUUUAUAUUGUGGUUCCAUCUUGUUAAUCUCUUAAGAUUGUUGUUCCAAUUUUUCAUUGAUAUUUUGGACAAAGUCGUUUGCUUCGAUUGGGCGAUACAAUCAUUAUAUUUGUUUUUACCGACCGACCACGAAAACUCGAUUGUUGGAGACUGGUUAGUGAGUAGAAAAUUGUCGACGAUGGCAGGGCGAAAAUCCUCAUUGUUUGUUUCGCCUACGCAUAUGUGAUUUUAGGAUCAUGAAAGAUCGGUUAACACUAAUGUUAAGUAGCAAAUGUAGAAAACAGUCCUUAUCCACUUAGUUGCAACUAUUAUUCUUUAAAUUUCUUGUAAUACUUGAUUUCUUUUCGCUAUGGUCAACCAUGGUGUAUUAUUUAUCAAACUCUUUAAACUAAAAACCUAAUUUAAUUCUUUUAGGAUGAAACAACAGAAAUCGCUAUGAAUCAUAAGUAUUGGCCUAAAAAUGACUGAUCACAAUCGAUUAGAUUUGAACAACUUUCUGUUAAAAGUAUCAGACAAUUUUUUAUGAGAGAAACUGUGAUCAAGAGAAAAACGAGACUUGAUGUUAGUGAGUAGUAAGCUACCAGUGGACAGAAUCUCAGCAGAAAGUAAUUUGGAAAAUUGAACAUUUAGCACUAGGAAGGAAUACACCUUAGUGUUAUUGUUUGCACCUUUCUGAUCAUUAAGUUGGAUAAAAUAUUUGCUACACCUAGUCUGUUGUUGACGAUAUAUCUUUCAUUGGAAAACCGAUAUUAAUUUCAUUCUUCGUUGUAAAUUCUCUGUAAAUAAUACAUUAUUGUCUUCAUGGAGACAGAUGGACAGGUAUGAACAUAUUGAAAUGGUCGUUUGCGAUAGUUUGCUAUAUAGGCUGUGUAAAAACAUGCAAUCUACUAUCACUUCCAUAAAUAACGGUUUUACUGAGGUUGAUAUAAUCUUAAUUAUAUCAGCAAGUGUGAUAUUUUAGAAGUUCAAGCAAGUAUGUGUAAAAUUGAUGUGAUUUUUGUUGCAGAAUUGUAAAUUUCAGUUUAAAUUUAUUAACCGUAAUAUACAACUAUUUUUAAUAAAAGUAUAUCUGAUCAGAGUAAUCUCUACUUUUCGAAUGCUGAAAGAUAAUAGCAAAAAAGAAUUCAUUUUUGUUGACGUGUCGGUUGCAAUUAGUGUAUUUUCUUUGUUAGUCAUUCCUUAUCAACAUUCUUAUAGAUUUCUAUUCUUACAACUCAGUUAACCGCUCACGUCUAUUCACUAACCCCCAAGACGUAGAUGUUACCAGGUAUUGAAUGUUUAUGAAAUAUAUUUCUCCGUAAAUUUGCACACAAACCUACUUUUUAUUAUUUACCUGACAAACAUCCAUAAAUUUUAUGAUAUUUUAAUCCUUAAAGCAACACACUAAGCUAUUUAGUCGUGUUUAUUUAUACAUGUGAAUAUCGUAUACAGAUUCAGUUUCUUCCAAUGAGUUACAUCAAUCAAAAUUCAUUUAAAUAUGGGGGAUGUGUAUUAAUAAUAAUUUCUUCAGUUCAAAGUUUGAUACUUUAAUGUUUAGGUUAUUUAUUAUCCUUGUAUUUGCGCAGAAAUUCUCUAUAAGGAGAAUAUUGAUGAAAUGUCACCCAAGAUUAAGUAAUGCCAUACGUUUAUAAAAUAUAUCUCCAUCUUUUGUUUUAUAAACUGGCUUCUUAAGUCUCAUGAAUAGGUUAAACAAAAGGUUGUACCAUUGAUAUACCUAAAAUGGUUUAGCGUUGAUAAAAUCGGCAAGUUAACGUGCGUUUUUCAGGUCUUUUUGAUUUAAUGUUUUCAUUAUUGAUGGGUCUUAUUAGAAAUUCCAUGAAACUACUGUUCGACUAGUACAGUUUCACUCCUGGUUAACAAAUUUAAUAAAGAUAUUGCUACUUUAUAAUAAAAAUAACAUACUACUAAGAUAGGCACCAUUUAAAAAUAUUUACGUGACCACUAUUACCAAUAAGAUAACUCUAAAAUAAAUCUCUGUGUAUGCAGAUUGGAAAUACAUAUAGGAGCUUUACAUUUUAAAACAAAAAUUAAUAUUUUAAUUUGUUUCACUUAGAAGGUCUUGUCCAUCCUUGAAUACUACUAUUUAUGUGGUUCUCGAUGCAAAUUUUAUCGCGGUUAGUACAGCUUAACUAUAGUAUUAUUAAAUGAAAAGAUAUUUAGAAGUACUUUUGUUGUUUAGAUUUUAUUAGUUUAUUUUAUUUUAUUUGAACACAUAAACAUUGGUACAAGAGGGCACCAAAUAUGUAUGCGCCACACAUUUUCAUUACCAUUAUAUUUGUGUGUAGGCUAUGAUACUGCCCGGGUGCCCAGACCGAAACAGGUGGUUUUCUUAAGGGGCCACGCCCCGAGCCUUUGACCUAAAGGUCUGACCCACAAGGCAGUGGAGCAUUGUAAGGAGACGCAGUCCCAUGGUAGCCGGUGACCAAAAAUUGGUUCAUACGCCAUUUGUUCCUUUAGGAUACUGGAGCCCAUUUGCACCAUUGAUUUGGUUUGGGAUCCGGUUAAAGCGCUGGACAUCCGCUUUUCGUCCUCUCGAUUUCGUAAACAACACCCCCGUCACGAGAAGGCAGUGAGUUGGACUCCUCUGUCAGAGGCAUGUGAGAGCAUUUCGAGAGGGAGGGCGGGCCCACCCCACUCUCGGCCAUACCAGGGCAUUUGGGGGCAGAUGUUAUUAGUGCUAUUUAUAGACGGAAUGUAUUGAAAUUUAAUAAUAUUUCUUUAACAUGAAAUAGUAUACCGUUAUUACAGGUUUGUUUCUUCGGUAUAAUGCUAAUUUCAUUCCUUAUUUGGUUCAAAUUUAUGGUGCUUUUUGUUCAAACUAUUCGCAUUGAAAUAUGCUGUUUAUUUGCUAUUUGUUAUCUCUGUACUAGUAAAACUCACUAGUAUGUUUGUUACAGGUUACCUGUAUGACUCUGUAAGUUAUUCUUCGAUGGACACUAAUCACUCUUAUGAAUGAAAAUCCAUAAAUUUAUAAAAUAUUAUACUCAACAUCUUGUUUCGUUAAUUAUUUGUGUUAUCCAACAUCUGCAUCACAACAACUAAGUAAUGCUCCAUUACACCUGCAAAUAAUAUUACUAAACAUGUAUAAACAUAUCUGUUAAUGUUUCACAUCUUAGUAAUCUAAACCUAAAUCACCUUUGAGAUUUUUUCAGGCCUAAAAUCGCUUGUUCUGUUUGCCUUCAACGAAUUUCUUCAUCCGGUUUUCUAUAACUCUUACUAGGGAAUAUCCAUCGGUUCAUCCAAUAUUAAUUAAUUUUCAUGACGUUCUUCUGUUGACAAACUUUGUUUAAAUAAACUCCACAAACUUUAAGAGACAGAAUUCCUUUUGUCAAAACAUCCAAUAAUAUAGAUCAGUGGUAUAUCUGGUCAGAGUACUGCAUAGUUAAUUUAAUUACUGUUCUUUUUUAAAUUUUCAGGUUGAUAGUUGUUUGUUAGUGAAGAGCCAAUUAAUUUCGUUUGUACAUUAUUGUCGAUUAUUACAUCUCUGAUUAAUUCGAAAUCUUACAUAUUAAAUACUGAUACUCUAGGAUAUCGGUGAACAAGGUGAACUUAAACAUUUUUGAAUUAUCGAACAACGAUUCAAUGAACACCAUUAUAUAAACCAGUGUAUGAACACAAUUUGGUUUUUGCUAGUGUGAACCUUGAAUGACAAGAAUAUAAUAGUUUUGAUAUAAUUCUUGAUAAGUUUAAAGUUAAUAUAAUAUCAUUUUUUAACACAGAAGUAAAGCCAAUAAAUAUUACUUAUUUUUAUGGUUCUUGAUUCUUUUCAUGAUGUUAGUGUUUGUAACCUAAGUGUAAAUUGUUGAUAGAAUAUAAUAUACUGUCUCGUAAAUACAGUAGUAAUCUGUAGUAAGGUCGGACUUACAGUUUACUUAACAGCCAGUUGCUUAUGUUGGGUAUACAAAUAUAAUAAUUACCUAGCAGUUUAUUGAAGGUGAAGUCAUAUUUUAAUGUCGUACAACGAUUAAAAAGUAAAAAGCAACUCAAUUCUCGCUCUUAUAUUAUGUUUCUAUGUUAUGAUCUGGAUAGAGCUCACCAGUAACAUAUUCUUAUGACAUGAAUUCCCAUUCGACGGCGAACAUCGCAGCCUCAAAUGCUACGAAUAUAUCUUUCUAUUUAGUCCAAACCUGCAAAAACCCUUUGACCACUGAAUGUACUUUUGGAAUAUUGGUUUGUUCUACAUAAUUAUCACCACUCUUUUGUUCAAAAGUUUUUAUUAUUUUAAUGAUGUAAAUUUGUAUUCUUUUUUAUUCGUUCUUCAGUUUGUUAAUCAAUUCUCUUUAUUAGUUUUAGAUUAAUACAAGCAAGAAAGAAUACCAUGCUGAAAAAAUGUUUGAAUUUGUGUACAUUUCCAAAUUGUUACAUUUCAAAUGUGAUUGAUCAACUACUAAUCAGAUCUAAACUUAAUAAUAACCAAUGUUAUCAACUCCAGUACUCAACUACACCUGUUCAGAAUGUUGUAAACAAUUCUGCUGAACUGACAACUGAUAAAUCUCCAUAUCCAAAAUAUCUGUCUUGGACAGAUCCACAUGAAUUGGCUCACUAUCUUAGUCAGCGUAUUGUAGCUUUAACUAAACAUUUUGUUGUGAUUGAUAAACCACCUAAUCUUUCUGUUUGGGGUCACUCACUAGCCAGCCGUGAAGCUAUUUCAAUGAUUAAUCCUAAAUUAUACAAUGCAUCAGAUCUUGGUAUAAAUGAUUGUUUACCACAAUUAAACACUAUAAUCACAUCGUUGGAACGGGAACAACAGGAUACUCAUAAUGAUAAUUCAUCGAAUUCAUGUGGAUCUAUUGAAAUUCCUAAAUUGUAUAUCAUUGAAUCUUUGCCAGCUGCUUAUUCCGGUCUCAUUUUAUUGGGUAGAAAUGAAAAAUAUACUAAUGCUGCUCGUAAAUUUUAUAAAACUGCGAUGCUUGGAGGUAGUCCUUGGGAACUAUAUCAAAAACUCCUAAUUGUUUGUUGGGGUAAACCACAACAAAUUCAGUCAAAACCAACAUCAUUUCCGAUUGCUGCUUAUGCAUUACAUGAUCAUCUGCGUGUCGGUUAUAGCUCAUUUAUGCAGAUUGACUAGCGCGUAAAAAACGAUCAAUCAAUGAGACAUAUGUCUGUAUAUCUAAGUUGUUUUUGUUCCACGUUUUAUUUUAUGUCUAUAAUCUCUAUGUUUAUAUGACUUUAAGGGUGUUUUUGGCUACAUAACCGAUUCUUCUAGACAAAUACACCAUUUUUUUAUAUUUUGUACUUUUCUUUGUAUUUUUCUGUAUAACUUCUACCUGUCUCCAUCUAUCGAUCUCUUAAGUUUGAUUAAAGCUUAGUUUUUUGAAUAAAAUUAUCAAACUUGAAAGUUCGGCGUUUCUGGUUGAUUGGACCAAUACACUUGAAGUCUUAUAGUUCUGUGGUUAGACUCACUAUGUAAUAGCAACAUACAUUGUAUAAGAACUAUGGUUAACUGGUCCAGUCAGUUAGAUUUCAACCGACAGGAUAAAGUCUUAUAUUUUACUCUCAGUUUAGUUUGGUCAUUCCCAUAAACCUUCAAUUUAACGUAGUACUUGAGCUCCAUUAUUAGAAGCAGUAAAUUUAAGUUCCAAGGGUGAAGUUGUACUGAGGUAUGAUGAUAGUUAAGUGCUUCUCUCAGACUACCAGCCUUUCCAGCAAUUCUGCCCUUACUCAGUGAAAGGUAGAAGUUAGAAAAAGUCGACCCUAAAAUAGCAGCCCCUAUGUUGUCCCACUGGUUUUCAUCACUUGUGUUAAGUUUUGAAAUAUGCAAAUCUAGCUCAUCUAAAACCUUUCACAUAACAUUCUUGUAUUACCUGUCUCAAACAAGUAUCCCUUGAGUUUUAUAGUCAAGCUCUUAAGUUUACAAAACCAACACUAACCUAGUUUUCUUCUCAGAUUCUUCUCGGAGAAGGAUUGCCAUUCAAUAGUGUGUGUAACCGGGAUACGAAAACCAGUUUCAUACCCCUAACAGCACGUGACAUAAACCUUCACAAAGCAAAUGUAUCUCAUGCUGCCGUUCAACCUCUUAUGAAAGCUUCAUUUAUUAGUGAACAAGUAUUUGACAACACAAUAUAUAAUAUAAGCAAAGAUGAAUAGUGGUUAGCAGUGGGAUACAGGAUGCGCGUUUCGUCCUAUUUGGGGCUCGUCAGCUGGAUAUACAGUAGAUAAUUGAUUGUUAGUUCAUAUGAUAAAUGUGUUAAGAUUUCAUGAUCACUUUUAUAAUUAAUAAAUAAAUGUACUUGAAAUAACCUGAGUUAAUGUAUAUAAUAUAAUUUUGCAGAAAAACGUAACCAGUAAAAAUAAUUUAAGUCACCUUAACUCUGCUCUAGAAGUUGAAGAAGAGUUAUGAUACCUCAUACCUUAAGUCGAGAUUCUUCGGAGGUCACAAGGACAGUCCUCCUUUUGGUAAUCAGAGUAACAAAUAAUGCAGGUACGUGGAAUAGCCAGACAUUAUAGUAUGCAAAAAGGAUCAUUCAAAUAACUACAGAAAUGAGAGAAUUCAACCUUGCUUUGUUUAGAAUAUGAGGAACUUAUUAGACACAAGCUGAGCAGAAAAGAUAGCUUCUGGACAGAUUCCGUUGUAUUCUGGUCACAAACAAGGAGAAAAUGUCUCGGACACACAAGAGAUUCCACUGAUUCUACUCAAGGAAGCACGAAAAAACACUUAUAGGAUGGGAAUCUCACCGCUCUAGCAUCAUCAAAGUAUCCUCUAAAACAAAGAAGAAGAGGGUUACAAUCAAUUUCACCCAGUGCUAUCCCCCCCCCAAAAAAGUGGUAGCAACGAAGACGAUAAAGACCAGUUUUCUUAGGGGCUACAGUUCAUUGUAGAGACCUGUCCAAGGAAAAACCUGACCGUCGUAAUAAGAGAUCUGAGUACCAAGGUCAAUAUGCAAAUAUCGAGUAUGAAGACAUCAUGAGACGACAUGGACUUGAAGAAAGGAACGAGAAUGGCAUAUAUAUACUCAAAUUUCAUUUUUUUUCUUACAUAUUCAACUUCUCAUUAGUAAAACUAUUAAGCAGUAAGUACAUCAAUAUUCAACCAUAUUAAUAUUUGUUGUUUAUUUUGACUUGUUUCCACUGUUUCUAGACCACCUCCAAAUGAAAUUUCGAAAAGUUUAAAAUUGAAAGGUGUUAUUCUAGAAAAAUCUGUUCACCAUACAAUUCUUUCCGAAGGUUCUGAGAAUUCCAGUCUUGUCAAACUUGAAACAAACAGUCUAUAUCGUGGUUUACCUGAAGUCUACUUAUUAUAUGAAGGUUGCACUGUUGUCGGAGAAACAUUUCAAGCUUCACGUCUUGUGAACACUGGGAUAUCACCUAUUGUCUUACCGCCUAAUAAAAUUCGCUUAAACUAUUCUAUACCACUAAAACAACGUCGAAUUCUUGGUCAAUCCAAUAUUAAUUUCGAAGAUAUACCAGUUCAUAUUCAUCGUUCCCAUUUAUAUCUACCUAUACCAUUUUAUAUGAAUGCCUCAAAUUUAUGUAUAAAAUCAUAUGUUAAAAAGCCUUCACAUCUUUUUAAAAUCAAAUCUGAAAGUUUUUCUUUAAAAUCUUGUAAUAUAUCAUCAAAACCUAGUCCCUUAUCAUUAUCAUGUGUUAAGCAGGAAGUCGACAGUGAUACAAUACCGACAACAAAGACAACAACCAGUAAUAAUAGUAAUAAUAAUCGUACAAUUAAUUAUUACUUCCUAACGUGUCAUUCAUAUGAAUUGCCUGAUUAUUUUUCUAAUACUUUAGCUCGUCUUGGAAUUGAAUUUGAUUACGCUAAUUGGUUAGAACAAAACAUUAUAAAUAAUAAUAAUGAUAAAAUUAUAAAUAAAAUCACCUAAAUUAUUAAAUUUCAUCUUUUUUUCUUUUUACUAAUGAUAAUUAUCAGUGUGCAUAGGUACGUAUGUGCUUUGCACCUUCGAAGUGCAAAGUACUUCUAUAAGACUGGUAGGAUUAUAAUCCUGUACUCACCCUGGGUGGUGAGCAAAUGGAAGUAGUCGAGAAGUUCGUGUAUCUAGGUAGCUGCAUAAGUGCUGGUGGUGGCGUAAGUCUUGAAAUCAAUUCACGUAUAGUGAAAGCAAGAGCAACUUAUGCCAAUUUGGGCCAUCUUUGGCAUCUUCGUGAUGUUAGUCUGGUUGUAAAAGGUUUGACCUACAACGCGUCAAAGAGAGCACUUUUGCUCUGUUUGUGAAACCUGGCUUAUUGGAGUUGAGAAUAUUAGACGAUUCUGUGUUCGAUCAUCGUUUUCUCCGAAGGAUUGCUGAUAUCCAGUUGCAACACCAUGUUAAUAAUGCAGAGGUUCGGCAUCGUGUGUUCAGACACAGACGAUAAUUAAAUUGGGCUGGCUUCUGUUGGUCUUUCACGACUCCCUGGCUGGGGUCCGAGAGAUGGUGCUACACAGUGGCUAGAGACGUUAUCAGAUAUGGCUCAGAAUAGAAGCCAGUGGCGAUGCUGCUGUAACCUACUUUUACUUUUUUCAUAAAAGGUGGUUGUAACUUCCUUAACUGAAAGAAUCCUUCUGGUUUUGCCUUCCCAUUUCCGCAUUAUUAUUAUCAUCACACUACCUUACACUAAUCUGUUCGUUAUUGUUCUUUUUUUUACGCUCCUUACCCCCAUUUUUUUCUCUUCGAAUUCUCAUCGUUUUGUGUGACGCAUAUAUAUUUGGUGCCCUGCUGUACCAAUAUUUAUGUGUUCAAAUAAACAAAUAAUGAUAAUUAUCAACCGACAAUGUGUAUAUAAUAAACUAC
Schistosoma haematobium is the source of this 12630-nucleotide messenger RNA. RefSeq names its product RNA-binding protein Nova-1. Lineage: Eukaryota; Metazoa; Platyhelminthes; Trematoda; Strigeidida; Schistosomatidae. The transcript is spliced from 10 exons. The record is from RefSeq and is a predicted model, not a curated record. Bases 571 to 2019 code for a protein of 482 amino acids.